AAGAGGAGAAAGAGGAGAAGGAGGAAAGAAAAAAGUUUCACUCCCAGAUCAGAGAAGGGAAAGGGGAACAUCACGGUGUAGAAAGUCAUCCCCGGAAGGCAGAUCAAGCAGAGGGCCACUGGCAGAGGUGGAAGAGGACAGCAGUGGGCUCCCUUAAGGAAAGAAAGGAACGGCCGAUCUUCCAAGCAAAGGAGCCACCAAGCAAACUUUUUGCAGACUUUUUGGAGAAGAGGCAGAGCAGCUGGAAGGAGACGUCCAGUCUCCUCCUCUUCCAUCCUAAGCAUCCAAACUCAUGGCUUCGUAAAGAGAACAUUCCUUUGGGGGGUGGGGAGGGAUAUAUAUAUUAAAAGAAAGAAAGAAUAUUCCACCAGGCUUGAGGCUGCGUCUUUUGCACAAGCAAAAUAAUUAUCCCUGUUUUGUCUCGGUGGACGAUGGAUACUCACACAAGAUGGAAAAGGAGGACUUGGGUGAUGAGGUCCAUUCACCCUUGGAGUCUAGUAAUGUGUCUUCUCUAUUCAGUAGCCCAGAGCCACGCAGCUGAACCUGCAGAUCUCUUGAAGGUAUUAGAUUUUCACAACUUACCCGAUGGCAUAUCGAAAACAACAGGUUUCUGCACAAGCAGGAGGUCUUCGAAAGGUGCAGAUGUGGCAUACCGUGUGACCAAGGACGCACAGCUGAGUGCCCCCACCAGGCAGCUCUACCCUGCCUCUCCAUUCCCUGAAGACUUCUCGAUCCUAACCACUGUAAAAGCAAAGAAAGGGGGCCAGUCCUUCUUGGUGUCUAUCUACAAUGAGCAAGGCAUACAGCAGAUUGGUGUGGAGAUUGGGAGGUCUCCCGUAUUCCUAUACGAGGACCACACAGGGAAACCAGGCCCUGAGGACUACCCUCUCUUCCGGGGCAUCAACCUCUCAGAUGGCAAGUGGCAUCGGAUAGCUAUCAGUGUCCACAAGAAGAACGUUACCUUGAUAUUGGAUUGUAAAAAGAAGGUUACAAAGUUUUUGGACCGGAGUGACCAUCCCAUCAUCGAUGUCAAUGGCAUUAUUGUGUUUGGAACAAGGAUCUUGGAUGAAGAAGUAUUUGAGGGUGACAUCCAGCAGCUCUUUGUGGUAGCAGACCACCGAGCAGCCUACGACUAUUGUGAGCACUACAGCCCGGAUUGUGACACAGCUGUCCCAGAUGCGCCGCAGUCCCAGGACCCCAACCCUGAUGAAUACUACCCAGAUGGAGAUGGGAACCUCGAAGUGGAAGGAGAAACUUACUACUACGAAUAUCCCUACUAUGAGGACACAGACGACACAGGCAAAGUGGUACCACCUACAACCCCAACUACAGAUACAGAAGAAGUGGCACGGGAAAGGGCUGAAACCACUGAGGAACUUGCCCCCCCAUCUACAGCAUCCCCACCCAUUGUGGAGAGAACUCAAGAGGAGACCACGGUGAAAGAAAGGGUAGAGGAUCCACUGGUGGAUGAAUAUAAUUAUGGAACCAUAACUGAUGAAUAUUACACUCCACUCCCUUAUGAAGAUAUCAGCUAUGAUGACCUUGACUCUUUGGAUAAGCUCCCAGAGGGCGGCGUCGAGGUGGAAGUCCCCACCAGCACAGUGAUCACCCUCAACGGAACCAAUGAUGCAGAACGAGGGAGUGAAGGAGAAGACCCCAACAAGGACUUCACGGAGGAGACCCUCACAGAGUAUGAAGAUGGGUACUAUUACGGCAACUAUGACCGGACAGACUCUCCAGACAUUGGACCCGGCAUGCCUGCUAACCAGGACACGAUUUAUGAAGGGAUUGGUGGGCCACGAGGUGAAAAGGGACAGAAAGGGGAGCCAGCCAUAAUUGAACCGGGGAUGCUCAUUGAGGGCCCAUCUGGGCCAGAAGGACCAGCGGGUCUUCCAGGUCCUCCAGGUACAACUGGUCCAAUGGGUCAAGUCGGAGAUCCUGGCGAAAGGGGGCCUCCUGGACGAGCAGGCCUACCUGGGGCAGAUGGUUUGCCAGGACCUCCUGGGACUAUGUUGAUGCUGCCGUUUCGGUUCAGCGGGGGAGGUGAUGGCGGCUCGAAAGGCCCCAUGGUGUCUGCUCAAGAGUCCCAGGCACAAGCCAUCCUCCAACAAGCCAGGUUGGCGCUGAGAGGACCAGCUGGCCCAAUGGGUCUUACUGGAAGGCCAGGCCCCAUGGGACCCCCAGGCAGUGGAGGCAUAAAGGGUGAAUCAGGAGACAUGGGACCACAGGGACCACGAGGUGUACAAGGACCCCCAGGCCCAUCGGGGAAACCAGGACGACGAGGACGUGCUGGAAGCGACGGUGCUCGAGGGAUGCCUGGCCAGACUGGACCAAAGGGUGACCGAGGUUUUGAUGGUCUGGCUGGAUUGCCAGGGGAGAAAGGCCACAGGGGUGAACCAGGCCCUUCAGGACCCCCAGGAGCCCCUGGAGAAGAUGGCGAGAGGGGCGACGAUGGUGAAGUUGGACCCAGAGGUCUCCCUGGCGAACCUGGACCCCGUGGUUUGCUGGGACCCAAGGGACCUCCGGGACCCCCAGGACCUCCAGGCAUAGCUGGCAUGGAUGGGCAGACAGGUCCCAAGGGGAGUGUGGGUCCUCAAGGUGAGCCGGGACCCCCAGGUCAACAAGGAACUCCAGGUGCUCAGGGUCUUCCUGGUCCUCAAGGUGCAAUCGGUCCACCCGGAGACAAAGGUCCACUGGGGAAACCUGGACUUCCCGGUAUGCCUGGAGCAGACGGUCCCCCGGGUCACCCUGGCAAGGAAGGUCCACCUGGUGAGAAGGGAAGUCAGGGUCCAGCUGGCCCUCAGGGCCCAAUUGGAUAUCCUGGCCCUCGUGGUGUAAAGGGAGCUGACGGCAUCCGUGGCUUGAAAGGAACCAAGGGCGAGAAGGGUGAAGAUGGCUUCCCAGGUUUCAAGGGCGACAUGGGCAUCAAAGGAGACAGGGGGGAAAUCGGGCCCCCAGGUCCACGAGGCGAAGAUGGCCCUGAAGGGCCAAAGGGUCGCGGAGGCCCCAAUGGUGACCCUGGUCCUCUGGGCCCUGCUGGAGAAAAAGGCAAGCUUGGCGUUCCUGGGUUACCGGGAUACCCUGGGAGACUUGGCCCCAAGGGCUCCAUUGGAUUUCCAGGGUUUCCAGGAGCAAAUGGUGAGAAAGGAGGAAGGGGUACUCCUGGUAAACCUGGACCAAGAGGACAGCGGGGGCCAACGGGUCCCAGAGGAGAACGUGGUCAGAGAGGCAUCACCGGAAAACCAGGACCCAAGGGCAACUCUGGCGGUGAUGGGCCCCCUGGUCCUCCAGGCGAAAGGGGUCCUCCAGGUCCCCAAGGACCUACUGGCUUUCCUGGACCCAAAGGCCCUCCAGGUCCACCAGGAAAGGAUGGGUUGCCAGGACAUCCUGGGCAGAGAGGUGAAACUGGUUUCCAAGGCAAGACAGGUCCCCCUGGGCCUCCAGGAGUUGUCGGUCCUCAGGGUCCUACAGGGGAAACUGGUCCAAUGGGUGAGCGUGGCCACCCAGGGCCCCCUGGACCUCCAGGUGAACAAGGACUUCCUGGGUUAGCCGGAAAGGAAGGAACAAAGGGUGACCCGGGUCCCGCUGGCCUUCCUGGAAAAGAUGGUCCAUCUGGUCUGAGAGGAUUCCCAGGAGAUAGGGGUCUUCCUGGCCCAAUCGGACCUGUGGGAUUGAAGGGCAAUGAAGGACCUCCUGGACCCCCAGGCCCAGCAGGCUCUCCUGGUGAGCGAGGUCCUGCUGGCUCAGCCGGCCCCAUCGGUCUGCCAGGGCGGCCUGGACCACAAGGGCCACCGGGCCCUGCUGGUGAGAAAGGGACCCCGGGUGAAAAAGGUCCUCAAGGACCAGCUGGUCGUGAUGGUAUCCAAGGUCCAGUUGGGCUACCUGGCCCAGCAGGACCUGUUGGACCACCAGGGGAAGAUGGAGACAAGGGUGAAAUUGGUGAACCAGGACAGAAGGGAAGUAAAGGUGACAAAGGGGAACAGGGUCCACCAGGCCCUACUGGUCCACAGGGUCCAAUUGGUCAACCAGGUCCAGCUGGAGCUGAUGGUGAGCCUGGCCCUCGAGGACAGCAGGGUCUCUUUGGUCAGAAAGGGGACGAAGGACCAAGAGGAUUCCCUGGCCCUCCAGGACCUGUGGGGUUGCAGGGCUUACCAGGACCUCCUGGUGAGAAGGGCGAAACAGGCGAUGUUGGCCAAAUGGGUCCUCCAGGGCCUCCAGGGCCGAGGGGUCCAUCUGGGGCACCAGGAGCUGAUGGGCCUCAAGGUCCACCAGGUGGGAUUGGAAAUCCUGGCUCUGUCGGCGAGAAGGGUGAACCUGGAGAAUCUGGAGAACCUGGCUUGCCUGGAGAUGGUGGACCCCCGGGUCCUAAAGGCGAGAGAGGGGAAAAGGGAGAAUCGGGCCCCUCAGGUGCUGCUGGCCCCGCAGGACCCAAAGGCCCCCCGGGUGAUGAUGGACCCAAAGGUAGCCCUGGUCCGGUUGGUUUUCCUGGUGAUCCGGGACCUCCAGGCGAACCUGGCCCAGCCGGCCAAGAUGGUCCACCAGGUGAUAAAGGAGAUGAUGGAGAACCCGGUCAGACUGGCUCUCCUGGUCCAACUGGAGAACCAGGUCCUUCAGGUCCACCAGGGAAAAGGGGCCCACCUGGGCCAGCAGGUCCUGAAGGCCGACAAGGAGAGAAAGGUGCCAAGGGUGAAUCAGGCUUGGAAGGACCUCCUGGGAAAACAGGGCCUGUUGGCCCUCAGGGACCACCAGGAAAGCCUGGUCCAGAUGGACUUCGAGGGAUCCCCGGCCCAGUGGGUGAGCAAGGACUUCCUGGUGCUCCAGGCCCAGACGGACCUCCAGGACCACUGGGACCGCCUGGUUUACCUGGCUUGAAAGGAGAUUCUGGUCCAAAGGGAGAAAAGGGUCAUCCAGGUCUGAUUGGUCUGAUUGGGCCCCCUGGAGAGCAAGGUGAAAAGGGAGACCGAGGCCUUCCGGGCCCUCAAGGAGGAUCGGGGCCUAAAGGAGAACAGGGUAUUCCAGGUCCGUCUGGUCCAAUUGGGCCUCCUGGUCCUCCAGGGUUACCGGGUCCCCCUGGUCCAAAAGGUGCUAAAGGAUCAUCGGGUCCAACAGGUCCAAAAGGGGAAACGGGUCACCCUGGGCCACCAGGGCCUCCUGGUCCUCCAGGGGAAGUGAUCCAACCACUUCCCAUCCAGUCCUCCAAGAGGACCCGGCGGAACAUUGAUGCCAGCCAGUUGGUCAACGAAGGCAAUGCUGACAACUACAUGGACUACGCCGACGGCAUGGAGGAGAUCUUUGGCUCCUUGAACUCUCUGAAACUGGAAAUUGAGCAGAUGAAGCACCCGCUGGGCACUCAGCACAACCCGGCUCGCACCUGCAAAGAUCUGCAACUCUGUCAUCCGGAUUUCCCAGACGGUGAAUACUGGGUAGAUCCUAAUCAAGGUUGUUCCAGGGAUUCCUUCAAAGUUUACUGUAAUUUCACCGCUGGUGGGGAGACCUGCAUCUUCCCAGAUAAGAAGUCAGAAGGGGCCAGGAUUACCACAUGGCCCAAGGAAAACCCAGGCUCCUGGUUCAGUGAAUUCAAGCGUGGUAAACUGCUCUCCUAUGUCGAUUCCGAUGGCAACCCCAUUGGCGUGGUACAGAUGACCUUCCUGAGGCUCCUGAGUGCUUCCGCCCACCAGAACCUCACCUACAAUUGCUUCCAGUCCGUGGCCUGGCACGACGCCACAGCUGGCAACUAUGACAAGGCCAUCCGCUUCCUGGGCUCCAAUGACGAGGAGAUGUCCUAUGACAACAACCCCUUCAUCAGGGCUGUCUUGGACGGCUGUGCAGCAAAGAAAGGCUACCAGAAGACGGUCUUGGAAAUCAACACCCCCAAAGUGGAGCAGGUCCCCAUUGUUGACAUCAUGUUCAACGACUUUGGAGAAGCAUCGCAGAAGUUUGGGUUCGAGGUGGGACCAGCUUGCUUCAUGGGCUAAGGGACCACUCAGAAAACUAGUUUUCCAAAAUGAGCAACCUCGUAACCUCAUCGCGCCUUCGGUUCCAUUUUUGUGUCAUCGUCACAUGCACGUUCUAAAACUGGACAGUUUGAUGGGAUUGCUAUCUAUUUGGGUUUUUCUUUCCUCCCCCCGCUUCUAUUUUGCCUGCGCUCCAACUCUGCCACCGGAUCACCCUUCCCAAAUCAUUUUUAAGCCCCAGUCAAAGACAGGAUCAUCAUUCCCACUGCAGACUCCAGAAUCACAUGACCUAAGGACAUCCACUAUCAGCAAAGGCCAUCUCUC
Molecule: messenger RNA, 6278 nt
Organism: Lacerta agilis (Sand lizard)
Lineage: Eukaryota; Metazoa; Chordata; Lepidosauria; Squamata; Lacertidae
Gene: COL5A1
Product: collagen type V alpha 1 chain
Exons: 66
Coding region: 432-5975 (1847 amino acids)
Molecular function (GO): extracellular matrix structural constituent
Source: RefSeq, a predicted model, not a curated record